Molecule: messenger RNA, 974 nt
Organism: Scomber japonicus (chub mackerel)
Lineage: Eukaryota; Metazoa; Chordata; Actinopteri; Scombriformes; Scombridae
Product: odorant receptor 131-2-like
Exons: 1
Coding region: 45-974 (309 amino acids)
Biological process (GO): G protein-coupled receptor signaling pathway
Cellular component (GO): membrane
Molecular function (GO): G protein-coupled receptor activity
Source: RefSeq, a predicted model, not a curated record
UGACACAAAAAUAAAAUAAAAUCACUCUAUCAAUAUUGAAGUAUAUGGCUGAUAAUAACUCACUGGUUGGUGGUCAGUCUUUAAUGCGAAAGAUCAAUUACCGAGUCAUUUUAGUUCAGGUUUUGGUCAUGAUGUUUCUUUCUAUCAACUUUUUGCUGAUCAUUACCUUUUUUAUGAAGCAUUUCUUCUACACAACCAUGCGCUACAUCUUAUUUGCUACUACUUUACUGUCUGAUUGUCUGAUUUUAAUUGUGACAAAUAUCUUGCUGAUCUUGAACUAUUUUCCUUUUAUCAUACCGACAUGGUUGUGUGUCAUUAUGUGUAUUAUAUUAUCUCUGUACAAUUUUGUCACACCAGUUACUCUGACAGCAAUGACUCUGGAGCGAUAUGUUGCCAUUUGCAUGCCCCUGCAGCAUGCAGAGCUGUGCUCCACACGCAGAACUCUGCACUGCAUCCUCAUGAUUUACGGCCUCAGCUCUAUACCCUGUAUUAUAAAUUUCUCCAUCUUCUUUGCAUCUGCUACUAACAACUUCUUCACCCAGGACAGAAUAUGCUCUGUGGAAAUAUUCAUCUUGCAGAGAUGGCAAGGUCAUGUUAGGUCAGCAGUAAGCCAGUUCUACUUCUUGAUCAUGUGCAUCACCAUUGUUUACUCGUAUAUUAAAAUAAUGAAAGUGGCCAAAGCUGCAUCAGGAGAGAAUAAAACAUCAACAUGGAAAGGGCUCAGGACAGUGAUUCUUCAUGCUUUUCAGCUGCUCUUGUGUCUCAUCCAGCUGUGGUGCCCUUUAAUAGAAUCUGCUGUGCUUCAGAUAAAUUUCAUGUUGUUCAUUAAUGUCAGAUACUUUAAUUACAUUACUUUUAAUCUUGCUCCGAGAUGUCUGAGUCCUCUCAUUUAUGGCCUCAGAGAUGAAAUGUUUUUUCAUGCACUGAAAUAUUAUGCUGUCUGUGGAUUGUACAAAUCUCAUUUGAUAAAUUAA